Messenger RNA from Echinostoma caproni, 351 nucleotides. The record is from the annotation of a GenBank genome assembly. NCBI's taxonomy places the organism in Eukaryota, Metazoa, Platyhelminthes, Trematoda, Plagiorchiida, Echinostomatidae.
AUGGCGGUCUGUGGUUUGUAUCUCGGUCAGUUGGCCACCGCGAUCCGUAUACUGGAAACUUUGAAUACGACCGGUUUGACAGGCACCCCACUGCGUUUGGACGCAUCGUUACCGGCGAACACCGGAGCACCGGGGAUCAAUAGCACCGCGUCCACUCGUCCCGAUCCGCUAGUUUCGAACAAUCGUCGAUUCUGUUUACAUGACACGUUGGUUUUCAAUUUAGCCAUCCUGUACGAGGUCGAAUCGGAACGGGCCACCACUAAGAAGCUACGUCUGUUGGAACAUUUGGCCAGUUUGCCUGGGGAACCGGUUCAUGUGUCCUCGGUCAAAUUGCCUCCACAAACCGCGUAG